Molecule: messenger RNA, 11910 nt
Organism: Aplosporella prunicola CBS 121167
Lineage: Eukaryota; Fungi; Ascomycota; Dothideomycetes; Botryosphaeriales; Aplosporellaceae
Exons: 5
Coding region: 1-11910 (3969 amino acids)
Biological process (GO): secondary metabolite biosynthetic process; fatty acid biosynthetic process
Molecular function (GO): fatty acid synthase activity; phosphopantetheine binding; 3-oxoacyl-[acyl-carrier-protein] synthase activity
Source: RefSeq, a predicted model, not a curated record
AUGGACAGCCCGAAGCCCAGUUGCAAGGCCUCCUCCGGUCGAGAGCCAAUUGCCAUCAUCGGAAGCGGCUUCCGCUUCCCCGGCGGAGCAAGCAAUCCUUCCAAGUUGUGGGAGCUCCUCGAGAGGCCUCGCGACGUCCUGAAUACCAUUCCAGAGGAACGGUUCAAUCCAAUCGCUUUUUACCACCCGGAUGGCUUGCAUCAUGGCUCGAGCAACAUCACCCAAUCGUACCUCCUGGAAGAGGACCACCGCCAUUUCGAUUCCAACUUUUUCAGCAUCAAGCCUGUCGAGGCACACUCGAUCGAUCCACAGCAACGCCUGCUCCUCGAGACGGUAUACGAAGCCCUCGAAUCGGCUGGCACUCCGAUCGAACGGCUUCGAGGGUCCUCGACAGGAGUAUAUGUUGGUCUGAUGAAUGAAGACUACAACGAUCACGUUACGCGGGAUGUCGACAACGUUCCUCAAUACAUGGCCACAGGGACGGCCCGAAGCAUCAUCUCCAACCGCGUCUCCUACUUCUUCGACUGGCAUGGUCCCUCGAUGACGAUAGACACCGCAUGCUCGUCCAGUUUAGUCGCGGUACAUCAAGCGGUACAGACGCUCCGCAGUGGAGACUCUAGGGUCGCAAUUGCGGCAGGAGCGAAUCUGAUCCUUGGUCCGGAGCCGUUCAUCGGAGAAAGCAAGCUGAAAAUGCUGUCUCCUGACGGCCGCUCCAAGAUGUGGGAUGUAGACGCAAACGGGUACGCUAGAGGUGAUGGAAUCGCCGCGGUGGUCCUGAAGCCUCUCAGUGCGGCGCUAAAAGACGGCGACCACAUCGAGUGCCUCAUCCGUGAAACUGGCGUCAACCAAGAUGGUAGGACCAAAGGCAUUACGAUGCCUAGCCAGAUAGCACAAGCGGACCUCAUUAGAAGCACCUAUGCCAAAGCUGGACUGGAUCCCGAGAACCCAGCAGAGCGCUGCCAGUAUUUUGAAGCACACGGAACAGGAACUUCGGCUGGAGACGCCGUGGAAGCCGAAGCCAUCAGCAAAGCUUUCUUUGGGCCAGAGUCCAAGAGUGCCGACCCGGACGAUUUGCUGUACGUUGGCUCAAUCAAAACCAUCAUCGGCCACACCGAAGGCACCGCCGGAAUAGCCGGUGUCCUGAAAGCCUCACUUGGCCUGCAGCACGGAGUACUGCCUCCAAACAUGCUCUUCAACCGCUUGAGUCCUCGUGUGGCUCCGUUCUACCACAACUUGAGAAUCGCCACGGAAGCACAGCCAUGGCCGGCGACGGCCGAUGGCCAGCCUCGUCGAGCAAGCGUUAACAGUUUUGGCUUCGGCGGCACGAAUGCACACGCCAUCCUCGAGAGUUAUGAACCGGAAGAAAAAGCUGCAUCGCAAGAACUGGCGAGGCUCACGCCUUUCACCUUCUCUGCCGUUUCGGAGCAGUCGUUGAAGGCCACUCUUGCCAAGUACGUCGAGUAUUUGCGGGGCAAUCCCUCGCUUGAACUCAACGAUCUUGCAUACACGCUUCAGUUCCGCCGUUCACUGCUCCCUGUCCGUGCUGCCUUUGGAGCGAGCUCUGUCAGGGCGCUGACCGACAAGAUCGACGAUGCAUUAGAGCAGUCCAACUCGAACGCGCCAGUUGGUGUUCGAGAGGCUGGGAUUCAAAGCAUCCUUGGUGUCUUCACCGGCCAAGGAGCUCAGUGGGCUGGCAUGGGACGCCAGCUUAUUCAGUCCUCCUCCGCCGUUGCCGCUCAAUUCGAGGACCUCGAGAAGGCGCUGGAAUCGCUUCCGGCUGGGGAGAGGCCGAAGUGGUCCUUGGUAGAAGAGCUUCUUGCCGAUGGCUCUUCGUCAAAGCUUGGGGAAGCAAUCUACGCACAGCCGCUGUGUACUGCUGUUCAAGUUGUGCUGGUCGAUCUUCUGCGUGCGGCCGGCAUCAAAUUUGCCGCAGUUGUUGGCCAUUCGUCUGGUGAGAUAGCCGCGGCAUACGCAGCCGGAUACCUCACCAAGGACGAGGCGAUAAAGAUUGCGUACUACCGCGGUUUCUUUUCGAACCUCGCUGGUGGCGGAGCCCGCGGUGCGAUGAUGGCAGUCGGGACCAGCUUCGAAGAUGGGAACGAACUGUGUGCCGAGCCCGAUUUCGAGGGGCGCUUGCAUGUUGCAGCAUGCAACUCGCCGUCGAGCAUUACUCUUUCUGGUGACGCCGAUGCUGUAGAGCAAGCCAAGCUCGUAUUCGAAGACGAAAGGAAGUUUGCCAGACUUCUCAAGGUCGACAAGGCAUACCACUCCCAUCACAUGGUGUUUUCAUCCGGAUCUUACACACGCGCGCUCCACUCCUGUAACAUUAAGCCACAGGCGCGUGCCAAAUACUCAGACUGCGCGUGGUACUCUAGCGUACAGGAGGGCGUUGUUAAACGUCCGUCGGCCGACCUCGCAGGGGAGUACUGGAGAGACAACAUGGUCCAGCCUGUUCUUUUUUACCAGGCGCUGAGCAGUGCAUGGAAGAAUCAUGGACCAUUCGGGCUGGCCAUCGAGGUUGGUCCUCACCCUGCUCUCAAGGGCCCUGUUUUACAAUCCUUGUCAGAAAUAGGCGCGGGCACCAUUCCUUACACUGGAGUCCUCUCGCGAGGCCAAGAUGAUCUUGAAGCAUUCUCCGCGGCUCUUGGGUUAGUUUGGACCUACACCAGUCGAGCCACCGUAGACUUCAAGGGCCUCCAAGAAUACGUAUCCGGUGUGACUGGAGACAAAUUGUUGAAGGGCCUGCCAACCUAUAGUUGGGAACAUGACCGUCUCUUCUGGCAUGAAUCCAGGGUUUCAAAGGCGUACCGUACCCGGAAAGACGCACCGCAUCCUCUUCUGGGAAACAGGACCGCCAGCGGAGUCGAAGAGGAGUUAAGUUGGCGGAACUUGCUUCGGCCAUCCGAGGUUCCAUGGGUACGCGGCCACCAACUGCAGGGCCAGAUGGUCUACCCCGCAGCCGGAUACGUUUCAACAGCCUUGGAAGCCACCAAGACCUUGGCAGCUGGACAACCAAUUCAGCUUGUGGAGAUCCGCGACUUUACUAUUGGGAAACCAUUGACAUUCGACAGCGAUGACGCCUCCGUUGAGACGUUAUUCACGCUAGUUGUGAAGACACGCGAGAAGGAAGCCGCGUCGGCGGACUUCACCUACCAUGCACUAACGCACAAGGAUGCAACAAGCUUGACGCUGCUCGCUUCCGGUUCCAUCCACGUUGUGUUUGGAGACGCCUCGCAUGACCUGCUUCCUGGAAGUAUGCCGGAGCCUCCUAAUCUCGUUGAACUGGACGAUGAUGUGUUCUACUCCUCACUCGCUGCCGUGGGGUACGGAUACACCGGGCCGUUCAAAGCAUUGACAUCGAUGAAGAGGAAGCUCGGUUACGGCACAGGUCUUGUCGGCAACUUGGCGCAAGACAACGAGCUACUGUUGCAUCCUGCGCUGCUGGACGCUUCAUUCCAAGCGGUGUUCCUGGCGCAUUGCUGGCCGGACGAUGGUAGUCUUUUGGAGCUGCACGUCCCAACAAAGAUUGAAAGCAUUCGCGUCAACGUUCCACUGUGCCGACAGGUGACGGAGGGCACUUCCUUGCCAUUCGUGUCGAACCUAAGCGACUUAUCCAGCUUUGCCAAGGAGAUCAGAGGAGAUGUUGACGUCUUUACGCCAGGUUCUGAGUUCGCAUUGUUCCAGAUUGAAAACAUUAGUGUUGUACGUUUCACAGAGGGGAGUGCUGAUACUGACCGCCAGCUCUUCACCGAGCAUGUGUGGGGACCAGCAAUUCCUACUGGCGAGCUGACAACCGGAGAUUCUGCAACUGCGGAAGAGUAUGAGCUUGCAACGGUAUUGGAACGCGUUGCUAUAUUCUACCUCCAGAACCUAGAGGCCUCCAUUUCCAGAGAGGACAGGCUGAACUUAGAGUCACAUCCUGAGGCCAUAUUUGAUUUUGCCUCACACGUCCUUGGCCGACUCCGGCUGGAUCGACAGCCAUUCGCAAAGAAAGAGUGGUUGGAAGAUACCCACGAUGUGAUAACGGAGUUUAUUGAUCGAUACCCUGACAACGUUGAACUUCAGCUCAUCAAAACGGUGGGUGAGAACUUACCUGCGGCUGUGCAAGGCCUAGCAAACAUACUGGACUCUCUGCUUGCCAACAAUCUUUUGAACCGGUACUAUACCGAGGCCCUUGGGCUGGCGGAAAGUAUCCAGUCACUUGUAAAUAUGGUAUCUCAACUGGUGCAUCGCUACUCGCAUAUGGAUAUCCUGGAAAUUAGUGCUGGUACUGGGAAUGCUACCAGGAACGUAAUGGAAAAGAUUGGCAAAUCCUUCUCCACGUACACGUUCACGGAUGUCUCGAUGGAAUCCUUGGAAAAUGCCCAAAAGACGUUCCAGGGACAGGACCAGCAGAUGCUGUUCAAAUCGCUGGAUGCUGAAAAAGACUUUCAAGAGCAAGGCUUCGAGGAAGGCUCUUACGACCUGAUUGUCGCCUCAUUGGCCUUUCACGCGGACGCGGACCUGAAGAAGACUUUGCAGAAAGUGCGUCGACUGCUUAAGCCGGGCGGGUACCUCGUCCUGCUUGAAGUCACUUCAAACGACUCCAUUCGCACCGGAUUCAUCAUGAGCGGGCUUCCUGAGUUGUGGGCCAGUCGUGACGAUGGCCCUCGCUUCUCGCCAUGUUUGUCCUCCUUGCAAUGGCAUGAACUGCUUUCGGACGCCGGAUUCGCCGGAAUCGACUCAAUCACUCCAGACACGAACACGCUGGCUCGGCCAUGGUCCAUCAUUUGUUCGCAAGCCGUAGAUGAAAGGGUCAACCUCUUGCGCCAACCGCUUGGACAUUUGCAGUCAAGCCUGGCCGGCGGACUGCAAGACUUUGUGGUUAUUGGUGGUCGCACCUUACGAACCCUGAGACUUGCGAACGCGGUCAGCAGUCUGCUUAAGCCCUGGUGCCGUUCUGUGGCUCGGAUCAACUCGCUCGAGGAUUUAUCCUCGAGUAUCUCCCCAACAAGCGUUGUUCUGAGCCUUACCGAGCUUGAUUCUCCAACGUUCAAGGACCUGGACGAGGAGCGUAUGCAGAGCUUGAAAGACCUCUUCUCCGAGGCUCGUACAGUGCUUUGGGUAACCCAGGGCCGCAGGGCUGAUUCACCGUACUCAAACAUGAUUGUCGGCUUCGGCAGGACUGUGGCGCUUGAGUUGCCCGAUACACGCCUCCAAUUCUUGGAUUUUGAUGUCCUCGAUGACUCAAGCGCUCAGAUCCUUGCAGAAGCUCUCGUCAGGCUCCGUGCAGUAGACGUCUGGGAGAAGCAAGGUACCUCUGAGAAUCUGGUUUGGACAACCGAAACAGAGCUGCUGUUAGAAAACAAGAGACUCAUGAUCCAGCGAGUGGUAUUGAACAAGCCACGAAUAGAUCGACACAACGCAUCUCGCCGCCACAUUGUCGAGAACAAGUCUCCUCGGGCCUCCACUGUAACGCUGGGCCGGUCCGGCUUGUCGUGGGCAUUUUUCCAUUCCGAUGACGUUCCUUCCUUGGAGCCAACCCAAGCCACGUCCAGGACACUGCAGGUCAGCAUUUCAUCAGCUACAUCAUUCUUUGGAGGCUACUAUCUCCAAUCUCAAGUCGACGAUCGUGAAAACAAGGUAACCCUUGCUCUCACGAAAGACAACGGGUCUUUUGUGCAGCUUCCGGUAGACGCGGCAAUCGACAUUGAGCUUUCAUCUAGCAAAGCACCCUCGCUCAUGUCGUGGCUGGUCAUUGAACUCCAAGCCGCCGAUAUUCUGUCGCAGGUUCCUGCUGGGUCCAAAGUACUUCUUCACGAGCCGGAGCCAGCCUUGGCACAAAGGAUCCAAGAGAGAGCUCAUAAGAAGGGCGUUACAGCGCACUUCACUACCUCUGGGGAGCCUGGGACCUCGACCCCAUGGAUCAAGCUUCACCCACGUGUCACCAGCCGAGUAGCUCGUAAGAUUUUGCCGCAGGACGUGUCCAUCUUCGUCAAUUGCCCACUGCACUCCGAGUCGGACCCCUUGAGCGGUUCGAUAGCGCAAGCUUUAGGAGUCUCUUGUAGGCAGACAACUUUGAAAGACAUUCUUGACGCUCCUACAGAGGGCAUUCCCUCGACGCAUCUUCAGGCAGCCCUGGAAAACUUGCCAAGCGAGAUCGAGAAGAUUGAGCAGGUCCAAUCAGUGCACUUGAAGAGAGCAUCUGAGCUGGAUCUUACAAAAGAUCUGGAUGAACCGUCCUCUUUGAUCAUAGACUGGGCUUUAUCGACAGCCGUACCGGCUAUCAGACAGCCAAUUGAAGACAAGAUCUCGUUCUCAAAGAACAAGACCUACGUGUUCUUCGGCCUAACAGGUGACCUAGGGCAGUCCUUGUGCGAGUGGACCGUCCGGCAUGGAGCCAGGUAUUUGGUGCUUACGAGCCGCAACCCUAAGCUCGAUCCACGGUGGCUAGAGCAUAUGGAAGCCGCCGGCGUAAUGAUCAAGCUGUUCGCAAACGACAUCACCAACCAAGCGGCGGUAAGGGCAGUCGUGGAGAAAGUUCGCUUCUCGAUGCCCCCUAUCGGAGGUGUUGCCAAUGGCGCCAUGGUUCUCAGAGACACCAUGUUCAUGGAAAUGCCAGUAGAAUCGAUGAACCAGGUCCUCAUGCCCAAGGUCAACGGUAGCAUCUACCUGGAUGAAAUUUUCCGCAAUGACGAUCUCGAUUUCUUCAUCUUCUUCUCUUCUAUAGCGGCUGUGUCUGGCAACCGCGGGCAGUCAAACUACAGCGCAGCCAACAUGUUCAUGACGAGCUUGGCCGCCCAGCGACACAAGCGAGGACUCGCGGCCUCCGUCAUCCACAUUGGUGCGAUUGUAGGCGUCGGCUACGUGACGCGAGAAAUGAACAAGGCCAACCUUGCAGGAUUGAAGAGAGCAGGCUGCGCACUGAUGUCCGAGAGAGAUUUCCACCACUGCUUUGCGGAGGGCGUGCUGGCUGGUCGACCAGCUAUUGGAUCGACUCCGGAAGUUGUGAGCGGUCUGCGGCUGAUCCAGCUAAAAGACAACGACAGCGCUCCUUGGAUGCACAAUCCCAAGUUCAGCCACUGCAUCAUCUACGAUACUGCCAGCCGCAAGACUGACGACGCCGCAACGGAUGGCAUGGUUCCAUUGCAAACCCGCCUGCAUGAAGCACGGACACGUGAAACAGCCCUUGAAGCCAUUACAGAUGCCUUCAUCGUCAAGCUCAAAAAUGCUUUGCAGCUCAGCCCCGAAACCGUCGCUGCGAGGUCUCAGCUCCUCCAAUCUGGAGCUGACGAUCUCGGUAUGGACUCGCUCGUUGCGGUUGAGGUGCGAUCGUGGUUCCUGAACGAGAUGGAGGUCGACAUGCCCGUCCUGAGGGUCAUUGGAGGCGCGUCCAUCGGAGAGCUUCUCGAGUUCGCCGUAGACAAGUUGCCGCCAAACAUGGUUCCAAGCCUCGGAUCAACUGUCGAAGAACAACCUGCUCCAGCGGUCGAAGUAACCGAGCCUCCUCUACCUUCCGUUGAUGUUUCUUCGGUACCGAUUUACGACUCUACUUCAUCCUCGAACGUAUCAGGAUUGAACACGCCAAACGAAGACGAGCCUGCAGCCGAGGAGACUGGCGUGUCAUCACUCAGCUCUUCUUUCCUACUGUCUACCAAAUCGUCAAUGGUCUCGCUCACCGAACCCGUCAUCGAGAAGCGCCUGCCCAUGUCUCCCGGCCAAUCGACGUUCUGGUUUCUCCGCCAAUACCUCGAGGACCGCACGGCAUUCAACGUGACCUUUUCCAUUGAGUUCAAGGGACCGUUGCUUCACAAGGACCUAGAGCGAGCCGUCCAAACAGUGGCCAAUCGACACGAGUCCUUGCAGACUUGCUUCUACGCUGAUGAGGAUCAAAAGCCUAUGCAAGGCAUCAUGAGAACAUCGCGCCUCAAGCUAGAACAGAACAACGUUUCCAGCAAGGAUGAUGUAAUGCGCGCGUUCGAAGCCGUCAAAGAGCACGACUACGACAUCGAGCACGGCGAGACCAUGAGAGUGGUGCUGCUUUCGUUGUCGUCGACAGUCAAUUUCCUCGUCAUCGGCUACCACCACAUCAACAUGGACGGCGUGAGUCUCGAAGUUUUUCUCGCAGACCUGGAGCAGGCGUACAAACAUCAACCUUUCACGAAACGGCCAUACCAGUAUUCCGAUUUUUCCAUGCUCCAGCGGCGCGAGAUCUCCGAUGGCUCAAUGAAGGCAGAAGUUGAUUUCUGGCGCGCAGAAUUCAAAGACCCAGCGCCUCCGUUGCCGUUGUUGCCUUUCUCAGCAACCAAGUCACGUCAGCCGCUCGUGCGAUACGAGCAUAACCGCGUCGACUUCAGAGUUGAUACGAGUCUAGCCGCCAGGAUCAAGGAUUUGUGUCGUCAACGGAAGGUUGCCAUGUUCCACUUCUACCUUGCCGCCUACGAGGUCCUGCUCUAUCGAUUCCUGGGCACCGAGGACUUCUGCAUCGGUAUGGCUGAUGCGGGCAGGAGCUUUGGAGAUGUAAGCAACAGCAUGGGCAUGUAUUUGAAUGUCUUGCCGCUACGCCUUCUCCUGGAGCGUGACCAAAAGUUCGUGGACGUGCUCAAAGCUGCUCGUCGCAAGGCCUACUCAGCCAUGGCUAACUCGCGACUUCCGUUCGAUCUCAUUCUCCAGGAAGUCAACGUGGAGAGAUCUGCUACUUAUAACCCGAUUUUCCAGGCUUUGAUCAACUACCGGCAAGGUGUGAGAGAGAAGCGGACAUUCGGCAAUUGUGAAGGCGAAAGCGGCGAGUACUCGCUCGGCAAGACAGCCUAUGACUUCACGCUGGAUGUUAUGGAGAACCCUGGAGACGAGACUUUGUUGAUGAUCUCCGUCCAGAAGGGACUUUACUCAACCGAAGACGCCGAGGUGUUGAUGAAGAGUUACGCGAUCCUUCUGGAAGAAUUAUCAAAGGCACCGGAAGCCAAUAUAACCAAGGUACCACUGUUCAAGUCCGAGGAAAUCGAUCGAGCAAUCGAGCUCGGAAGAGGUCCAGUCAUGAAACCGGAAUGGCCCGAAACUUUGAUCCACCGUGUAGAAGACGUGGCAAAGGUGCAUUCCGCAUCUACGGCGCUCAAAGACGGCUCUGGAAGGGCUCUCAGCUAUAGAGAGAUGCUUGAGCGGGUUGCCGCAAUCGCGGCAUCAUUGCACUUGGCUGGAGUCGGUCGUGGCUCAGUCGUAGCUGUGUUCCAGGAACCAUCCGCGGAGCUUAUAUGCUCAAUUCUGGCUACCAUGCGCGUUGGCGCGACUUACGUCCCGCUCGACCUACGUACUCCUCAGGCUCGACUGGCAAAUAUUGUCAAUGACUGCAACCCAACUGUAACCCUAGUCGAUGACAGUACACAACCCGAUGUCGGAGGAUUGGGCAGCGCCUCUGGCAAGACUAUCAACACCAGGGAGAUCGUCCUGUCCGCACGCAAUACGGCCAUCCCCAUCGCUGCUCGAGCUGAUGAUACGGCAGUCGUGCUGUACACCAGCGGGACAACCGGUAAGCCCAAAGGUAUCAGGCUCUCACACGCCGGCUUCCGCAACGGACUAGAAGGCUUCUCCAAGGUCUACGGUCUCUACAAAGAAGUGGUCCUCCAACAGACAGCGUUCAGCUUCGACCUGUCGCUCGAGCAAAUUUUCGUCGCGCUCGGCAACGGAGGCACUCUUGUCGUUGUACCACAAGGCAAGCGUGGAGACCCGAGUGCAAUUUCGAGGAUUGUUCUCGAGAACAAUGUGACUUGCACGAUGGCAACGCCAUCGGAGUAUCUGUCGUGGCUCCAAAGUUCAAGCGCUGAGCUUUCGCAGAGUGCCACAUGGCGGAUAGCUUACGCCGGCGGGGAGCAGUAUCCCCUGAACCUUUACCACGAAUUGCGAAAGCUUGGUUUGCCAAACCUGCGGUUGCUGAACGCCUAUGGUCCUUCGGAAGCAACGAUUUCGUGCUCCAAGAUGGAGCUGCAAGCUGAUCAAAUCUCUGGCCUUCAUCGUAUACCGGCUGGGUACACCUUGCCAAACUGCACGGUCUUCAUCGUCGACGAGAAUUUGUCACCCCUACCGGUGGGCAUGCCAGGAGAGGUCUGCAUUGGCGGUGCUGGUGUAGCCAAAGGAUAUCUGGCAAGGGAUGACCUGACCCGCAAGAGCUUCCUGCCAAACAAGCUCGCCUCGAAACACGAGAUUUCCAAUGGUUGGACCACGUUCUACCGGACAGGAGACCGGGGUGUCCUCCGUGAUGACGGCGCCGUCGUUGUCCUGGGGCGCAUUGAAGGAGACAGCCAGAUCAAGUUACGUGGCAUCCGGAUGGAGCUGAAAGACAUUGAAGAGUCCAUCAUGGAGGCAGCAGACGGGUUUUUGAGCAGCAUCGUCGUGACUGCUCGAGGAGAACCGACAUUCCUCGUAGCCCACGCAGUCUUAAGCCGCUCAAACUCUUCCCCAGGUGCUGAAGAAAACGACUCUCGGUUCUUGAAGGAGCUUCUUCGCCGUGUACCUCUUCCACAGUACAUGCUUCCCGCCACAAUCAUCCCGAUAGAGUCCCUUCCGAUAGGUGCACAUGGCAAAGUAGAUAGGAGGGCAAUCGCGAGCCUUUCGCUGGACGGCUAUCAACCAUCAAACAAGCAGGAGUCAUUUGAGCUAACGCAGAGAGAGACGGAGAUGCUCGAUGCCUGGAAAGAGGUCCUGCCGACAGACGCAUUGCAGUUCUUUACAAUUGGACCGGAUGCGGAUUUCUUCCAGGUUGGCGGCAAUUCCUUGCUACUGAUCAAGCUACAAGCGGCCAUUAUAGACAGGCUUCACACAUCCAUCUCAUUGGUUGAUCUGUUCAAAGGUAGCACGUUGGCAAAAAUGGCGGCCAAUACCCUUUCCGCCCUGGACACCGAAAAAGAUUCCUUCAACUGGGAAGCAGAGACAACCCUCCCAAUGGAUACCUUAGUCUUAUCCGGAGCAGCCGCGAGCCGCAAAGUUCAUCGUCACCCUCGCUGCGUCGCCUUGACUGGCUCCACCGGCUUCAUUGGCCGUACCAUGCUUCGCGAACUGCUGGCCUCGCCGCAGGUCGAAAAAGUCCAUUGCCUUGCUGUGCGAAGCCCACAGCGCUUGUCAUCUUUCACGCAGUCUCCCAAGUUGGUUAUCCACAGGGGCGAUCUUAAUCAUCCAACACUAUCUCUGGACGAAGAGACUGCGGCUUCCUUGGCUUCAACUGUGGAUCUUUUCAUCCACAACGGUGCCGAUGUGUCGUUCCUCAAGACCUACGAUUCCCUUCGCGCACCGAACGUCGGUAGCACAAAGAGCCUGGUCCGCCUAGCUGCGCCUCGGAAAGUACCGAUUCACUACAUCUCGUCUGCUGUAGUGGGUCGCAUGAUUCCAUUCGCCGAAUCAUUUGCUGAGGUUUCGGUGAAGGACUUUGCGCCUCCACAAGACUACGCCGAUGGCUAUGGGACAUCCAAAUGGGUCAGCGAGGUUCUUCUGGAGAAGGCAAAUGCGGAGCUCGGCAUCCCAGUUUGCAUACAUCGACCUUCAAACGUCACCGGAGCAGAAGUGCCGGAGGACGACAUCAUGCACAAUCUGAUGUCGUAUUCUCGUCAAAUGAGGACUGUUCCACGGUCUGAGCGAUGGAAGGGUGUCCUUGACUUUGUUUCGGUCGAGAGUGUCGCCAACGGAGUGUUGAAAGAGGCCAUGAACAACAAGGGACAUAAAGAAAUGAUGUUCAAGCACCAGAGCUCUGAGGUUGUGGUGCCGAUGAACGGGCUAAGGGAAUACAUGGAAAAGGAAACCGGAGGGGAAAGGUACCGAGAAGUGCCAUUUACGGAGUGGAUAGGGCUUGCGAAGCAGCACGGUAUGAACGGACUGGUGGCCGCUUACCUAGAAGAAGCCGAGAAAGGUGCCGGAAUUUCGACAUUCCAAAGACUUAUCAGAUGA